AUGUCAGACCCAACCAUCGCAGGCUCAUCGCCCUCCCAACUCACUCCAGCUGAGGUCCAACCCCAAUCUCAAUCUCAGCCCAUCAACCCACCCACCCAGAACGGUACACUCUCAACUGCAAGUACCAAUGCAGAAGCAGGGCCAUCUUCCCCUCGAAACAAUGUUCCGAGUCAAUCAGAAGACGUAAUUAUGGCGAACGGAGAAACUACAGAAGCAGACACUAAUGUUGAUCAGUCGAAAGCGAACGGUACGAUGGAUAAACCAAACGCAAACGCAGUGGAAGAGGAAGAUACUCGACCUGAUUUGACUGAACUGUUCGCUGCCAGACGUGCAGAGGAAUUAGAAAGGAGAGAUAGAAGUUUGGUAGAUUUCUUGAAAAUGUUAGAUGGGUAUAAACCUCUGAUACCUGAAGAAGUCACGGAAUAUUACUUACAGAGAUCAGGAUUCGAAUGUUCAGAUCCUAGACUAAAACGUUUGUUGUCAUUAUCAGCCCAGAAGUUCAUCUCCGACUUAUCAAGAGACGCAUAUCAAUUUGCCAAAUUACGUGUGAACGGUACGAAUGCAGGUGGGAGAGGUAGACCGAAUACUGGUGGUGUGGAUCGUAAUCGCGUAGUAUUAACAAUGGACGAUCUAAGUUUGGCUUUGUCCGAGCAUGGUGUCAACGUAAAGAAACCAGAUUACUAUUUGUAA
Molecule: messenger RNA, 690 nt
Organism: Kwoniella botswanensis
Lineage: Eukaryota; Fungi; Basidiomycota; Tremellomycetes; Tremellales; Cryptococcaceae
Exons: 5
Coding region: 1-690 (229 amino acids)
Biological process (GO): transcription initiation at RNA polymerase II promoter
Cellular component (GO): nucleus; SAGA complex; transcription factor TFIID complex
Molecular function (GO): promoter-specific chromatin binding; RNA polymerase II general transcription initiation factor activity
Source: RefSeq, a predicted model, not a curated record